GCUGGUCCAGCUUUCUUGAGCCGCCCCCUGCUGAGCAGAAUAACAUGGAGCCGCAGUCGUCGUAUCCUCCUCUGUUUCGCCAGCCGAGAGACUCGGCCCCGGCCGUCGACCCAGACGGCGGCGACUCCCGGACGGCGACGAACCCGAUCCACGAGCCGGACCCGAUCCCGGUCGUGGAUCUCCAGCGCCUCGACGUCGAACCGGAGCGGCUCGGGGAGGCCUGUCGAGAGUGGGGGAUAUUCCGGGUGGUCAACCACGGGGUCCCUCUCGAUCUGCUGACCCGACUCAGGAGCCAUGCGAGGCGGCUCUUCUCGCUCCCCUUCGAGUCCAAGCAGGCCCUAUUCACGACCCCGGUGUCCUACUUCUGGGGCACCCCGAUCCUGACGCCGUCCGGGUCGGCCCUCCUGGGUGGCGCUCAGGGCGUGAACUGGGUGGAGGGCCUGAACGUCCCGCUCGGUAAACUCUCGCUCUUGGGCGACGAUGAUGGUGACGGGGACGGUGAUGACGAGGAAGUGACUGUGCUGGCUAGUUUGAGGGAUCUCCUACAAGAGUAUGGAGUUCACUUAGCAAGAAUCGCUAAGCUCUUAUUUCGAGCCAUGGCUGAAGACCUUAGGCUUGAUCCGACACACUCGAAGAGUUAUCUAUCGGAGCCAACGGGAUUUUUACGCUUGUAUCGCUACCCGCAUUGCGCGAAAGCCGACGGCGACACGUCCGGUAUGGAAGCCCACAGCGAUAGCUCUGUGCUCUCCAUCUUGUGCCAGGAUGAGGUGGGCGGGCUGGAGCUCUACAAAGACGAGCAAUGGAUACAAGUACAACCUGCCCCCGACGCUCUUAUCGUAAACGUAGGCGAUAUGUUGCAGGCUAUGAGCGAUGACGAGUACAUAAGUGUGAAGCACAGAGUGAAGGUAAAGAAACCACAGGAUCGAACCUCGGUGUGUUACUUCGUGUUCCCUGGCCAGGACAGCGUGAUCCGAAGCUCAAAGUACAGGCCGUUCACAUACCGCGACUUCCAGGCACAAGUGCAGCAAGAUGUCAAGACCCUCGGGUUCAAAGUGGGGCUGCAUCGGUUCAAGCUCGAUUAAUGGAUCGUCCCUUUCUCGUCUGCCGUCAGUACUAAUGAAUUGUACAUGUCUCCGCGAGGCUCUCGUGUGACGAACAGUUAUCAAAAGGAUCAUGUUAAGCAACAGUAACGCAACAAGGCAAAAGAGAGAAGAAAGAAGACUGUGAUGCAACUGAUAGCUUCGAUUUGUCGGGUUAAUGUUACGAUUAACAGUAGAUUUUUGUCAUAUAACGUGGACUCUCUCAUCCAACAUGAAUGGUGUCUAUUACUCGUUAUUGAUGGAAGAGAUAUGGUCAUAUAAUUGUUUAUCUUGCCAUAAACACUUCGUGUUUUUAUUCACCGACAGUCAAUUGGUGCCCUAUUGAUAAAGAAGAAAUUAAGUUCAUCUUGGUAAUUUUGUUGCCUAA
Messenger RNA from Syzygium oleosum, 1467 nucleotides. Its product is annotated as gibberellin 2-beta-dioxygenase 6. Bases 45 to 1082 code for a protein of 345 amino acids. The record is from RefSeq and is a predicted model, not a curated record. The transcript is spliced from 3 exons. Gene Ontology annotation, molecular function: dioxygenase activity. Lineage: Eukaryota; Viridiplantae; Streptophyta; Magnoliopsida; Myrtales; Myrtaceae.